UCUGUUACUUCAUCAACUCGGCAAAGCGCUUAUUCAUAUGCGUUCAAUUCAAUUCAAUUCAAGCUUUGCUUUCUCCUCCUAAGUACGAUGCAAACUUCGAUGAGUUGAACGCGAACGAGAGAGAUUAUAUGUACAAGAUUUUUGCGAUUUCAGCAAAUGUAUUACUCUUGUUAGAAAAAUGGAUGUAGAGAAAGUCUUCCACAUGACUGGAGGAGUUGGCAAAACUAGCUAUGCCAAGAAUUCCUCACUACAGAAGAAGGCAUCUGAUAAGGUAAAGCACAUAAUCAUACAAACAGUUGAGGAUCUUUACCUUGAAACCACUCCCAAGAGCAUUGGCAUUGCUGAUUUGGGUUGUUCCUCUGGACCCAACACUCUAUCAAUCAUCAAAGAUAUCUUCCAAGCCAUCCAAGGCAUAAGCCAAAAGAUCAAGCACCAUUCUACCGAGUUCCGUGUCUACCUUAAUGAUCUUCCAACAAAUGACUUCAACUCAAUCUUCAAGGCCUUGCCAGAGUUCCACAGGUUGCUUAUGCAAGACAGAGAACAUGGGGUUUCUCCCAUUUUUAUGGGAGGUUACCCUGGUUCAUUUUAUGGAAGACUUUUUCCAAACAGUUACCUACACUUUGUCCACUCCUCCCACAGUUUACACUGGCUUUCAAGGGUUCCUCCAGCUCUCUAUGAUGAACAGGGAAUGUCAUUGAACAAGGGUUGUGUUUACAUUUCUGAAUUAAGCCCUGCAGUGGUGCCAGAAGCAUACUUGCAACAAUUCCAGCAAGACUUUUCCUUGUUCCUUCGGUCAAGGUCAGAAGAACUAGUUGUUGGGGGAAGAAUGGUGCUGAUUUUCAUGGGAAGAAAAGGCCCAGAACAUGUUGACAGAGGCAACUCUUUCUUCUGGGAGAUUCUUUCUCGUUCAUUUGCUAUUUUAGUCUCACAGGGAGAGAUAGAACAAGAGAAGGUUGAUUCAUAUGACGUGCAUUUCUAUGCACCAUCAAGGGAAGAAAUAGAAGAGGGGGUGAGGAAAGAAGGUUCAUUGAAGUUGGAGAGGUUAGAGAUGGUUGAGAUAGACAAGAGCGUGCAAGCCAUGGAAAGCUAUGGUACAAAGGUUGCAAUGGCAGUUAGGGCCAUUCAAGAAUCAAUGAUCACUAACCAUUUCGGAGAAAGGAUCUUAAACAGUUUGUUUGAGAACUAUGCAAGACUCGUGGAUGCAGAAAUGACUGAGGAGGAUAUUAAGCCCAUUUCUUUCGUUCUGGUUCUAAAAAAAAUAUGAAUGUAAAAGAAAAAUUAUAAUUUUA
Molecule: messenger RNA, 1289 nt
Organism: Gastrolobium bilobum
Lineage: Eukaryota; Viridiplantae; Streptophyta; Magnoliopsida; Fabales; Fabaceae
Product: probable methyltransferase TCM_000336
Exons: 4
Coding region: 179-1264 (361 amino acids)
Biological process (GO): methylation
Molecular function (GO): S-adenosylmethionine-dependent methyltransferase activity
Source: RefSeq, a predicted model, not a curated record